This is a messenger RNA of Agelaius phoeniceus (red-winged blackbird), 1244 nucleotides long. RefSeq names its product cytochrome b5 reductase 2 (gene CYB5R2). NCBI's taxonomy places the organism in Eukaryota, Metazoa, Chordata, Aves, Passeriformes, Icteridae. Gene Ontology annotation, cellular component: mitochondrion. Gene Ontology annotation, molecular function: FAD binding; oxidoreductase activity. The record is from RefSeq and is a predicted model, not a curated record.
GCCGUGGCUGAGCGGGCCCGGUGCGGCGGGAGCUGCGGGCAAGGCUGCCAUGGAGGCGUUUGCGGGAGCGCCUGUGGCCAUCGCCGUGGCCGUGGUGGCGGCGUCGGCGCUGCUGCUGCUGCUGCUCCGAGGGACGGCGCGGAGGCCGAGCCGCCCCGUCACCCUGCAGGACCCGCUGGCCAAGUACCCGCUGCGGUUGCUGGACAAGGAGGAAAUCAGUCACGAUACCAAGAAAUUCAGAUUUGGGCUACCCUCAACGAAUCACAUAUUAGGAUUACCUGUAGGCCAGCAUGUUUACCUUUCUGCAAAAAUUGAUGGGAAUCUGGUGGUUCGAGCCUAUACCCCCAUUUCCAGUGAUGAGGCAAAAGGUUAUGUUGAUUUAAUUAUAAAGGUCUACCACAAAAAUGUGAACCCCAAGUUUCCAGAAGGUGGGAAGAUGUCCCAGUAUCUAAAUAACAUGAAGAUUGGAGACACCAUUGAUUUCAGAGGGCCAAAUGGACUCCUGGUCUAUAAGGGGACAGGUACCUUUCUUAUCAAGCCUAAUAAGAAGUCUGAAGCAGAGAAAAAGUUUGCAAAGCACCUUGGGAUGAUAGCUGGAGGAACAGGAAUAACUCCUAUGUUGCAGCUGAUCCGUCAGAUCACAAAUGAUCCUAAGGACUCCACAAAAUGUUACCUCCUUUUUGCUAAUCAGACAGAAAAUGAUAUAUUGCUGAGAGCUGAGCUAGAAGACCUUGCCAAGAGGCAUCCUGAGCAGUUUGUUUUGUGGUACACCCUGGACAGACCUCCAAAAGACUGGAAGUACAGCUCUGGCUUUGUCACUGCAGACAUGCUGAAAGCCCACCUGCCUCCCCCUGGCAGUGAGACCCUCAUUCUUAUGUGUGGGCCACCACCAAUGAUUCAGUUUGCCUGUCAGCCCAACCUGGACAAGCUUGGCUAUCCCAAGAGCAGUACAUUUGCUUACUAAUACUGAUGUCACCUGGUACCUUUUUUGGAAGUACUGCAUAUUUUUCUACAAGAACAGUUGAUGUACAACUGUGCAGCAAUUAGCAAUUUUGUGUGUGUGUUUUUUAACACCUUGAUGUUAUUUCUGUGGUUUAUAACUUCAUAAUUACAUUAUGUGUUUUAAUACUAAGAAGUUGAGAUGUCAUCUUGAAUUGUAUGGGAGUUACUUAGUCUUACCUCUGGAAUUAGUGUAAAAUAUUAAUUCUGAGGGAAAAAUAAAUAAAGAUGAAGUGUCAUCCACA